ACAGCCGGCAUUUGCUUUGUUAUCGCGAACGGUUAGCAGCCAGCGUUAGUCACAAUGCAUCUCCUGUUGUUAGCGGUCUUGUUGGCCGUUGCCGGCGUUUCCAACGGGCAACGUGGACGUGGCAAGGGCGAUGUGCAGACAGUGCAGGUACCCGGUGCUUCACAUGUUGUUGUUAACCUCGCCCCUGAUGCUGCAGAUUCCGCCGACAAUUUCCCCCCAUACUACCGUGUAGAGGUAGAGAUAAUCAAGUUUUCUAACCCCGGUAGCGUGGAUCUGUCCAACCAUUGGUGCGAUUCAACCAGCAAAUGCGAUACCGGCAUUUCCGCUUACCUUGACUUGGACAAACCCUUGAAGCCCUUUGAAUCCGCCGCAAAAGCCAAAGUGGUAUUCACCAGCACCGAUAACGACAGUCCGACUGUUAAUGCUAUCGUCAACCACGAUGUCUGCGGUGGCGCUUCCAGUCAAGUCACGCUACGUGCCUAUAUCUACGAUACCGACGUUGGCGGAAUCUGGCAGACAAUCGAUGACAUUGACUGCAAAUUCAUCAUCAAUCCAAGUGACGUGGCCAGUGAUGCCAAGAACGCCAAAUGGGGGCCGACAACAACUUGCCAAGCUAAAUACCGCAACAGUGAUCACGUACUGACAGCACACAUUCGCGCAUUCAAAACCGAUGAAGCCACGUGCCAUGUUGACCACGCCCAGCUGAUGCAGCUCCAGUCUGACAGCAGCAAAUCCUCCUCUAAACCCAAGCCGCACGUUCCCGGCGAGCACGAAAUCAUCAAUCUGGAACUGCAGCUAGUCCAACUGAACAAUCCCAACGGCAAAACGUACAAAGGAGACUUUUGCGAUGUGGCAUCGCCCUGCGAUCCGUUCUUCAUGGCCAAACUGGACACUGAGAACUCGUUGUGGAAAUGGCCCGGUAUUGACGGCGAUAAUGGCUACAAACAAGUGGGCAACUUCUGGGAUAAUAAUUCACCGCAACUCAACCAGAAGAUGCAUCGCACUAUCUGCGGCGGAGCCUUGAACUGGGUGAACCUGCGCGUGGAAGUGAAAGAUGGUGAUCCGACGGCGCUCCUGCACUAUACUUUGAUCGAAUCUUUCCAGUGCGUCUUCCAGUUUGACUACGGCACGGUCGCACCGUCCGAGUCCAGCUCAGAGUGGGGACCCACUAUGGACUGCACUCCCAAUCAUCCUGGUCACGAUAUCAGACUUCAGUAUCGCGUUCGUGCCUAUGAUUCCGAGCUCAGCAGCUGUUAAAAUGCCAGUCGACGAUAAACGCAAGCAUAUGUUUCUGAAAUGUCAAGAAGGAAAAUCUUAUAUCAGCUGUUACUAACUCUAAUCCAGAUUCAAAUUUGUUUUUAUCGCUUAAAAGAUUCUGUUGGCUGCGUUCUUAGUUUGACCGUCAUUUACCGUCAAAAUGGAGAGUUUUUGCGACUUUGUGGCUUUACAAAUUUUAGCACUCAUCAGAUAUUUUAAAAGGCCAAAAUUGGUUUGUUGUAAUUUGCGGUAACGGUUGUGCGGAAUAAAUGAUAUCUUCG
This is a messenger RNA of Paramacrobiotus metropolitanus, 1538 nucleotides long. RefSeq lists its product as uncharacterized. The transcript is spliced from 8 exons. The record is from RefSeq and is a predicted model, not a curated record. NCBI's taxonomy places the organism in Eukaryota, Metazoa, Tardigrada, Eutardigrada, Parachela, Macrobiotidae. The coding region runs from base 55 to 1257 and encodes 400 amino acids.